This is a messenger RNA of Anoplopoma fimbria (sablefish), 1149 nucleotides long. RefSeq names its product ChaC, cation transport regulator homolog 2 (E. coli) (gene chac2). Gene Ontology annotation, cellular component: cytoplasm. Gene Ontology annotation, biological process: glutathione catabolic process. The record is from RefSeq and is a predicted model, not a curated record. The coding region runs from base 92 to 658 and encodes 188 amino acids. NCBI's taxonomy places the organism in Eukaryota, Metazoa, Chordata, Actinopteri, Perciformes, Anoplopomatidae. Gene Ontology annotation, molecular function: gamma-glutamylcyclotransferase activity; glutathione specific gamma-glutamylcyclotransferase activity. The transcript is spliced from 3 exons.
UGACGUGUUACUGUUGACGUGGUCUGGGUCGGUUUAAAGGUGCACGUGUUCCGUCACCACGCCGUCCGCAGCGCAGGUGUGCCGUGACGUCAUGUGGGUCUUCGGGUACGGCUCUCUGAUCUGGAAGGUGGACUUCCCGUUCGAGGAGAAGCGGGUCGGCUUCAUCAGAGGCUUCAGCCGCCGCUUCUGGCAGGGCAGCAGCGACCACCGGGGCGUGCCGGGCAAGCCGGGCCGGGUGGUGACUCUGGUGGAGGAUCCGGAGGGCUGCGUCUGGGGCGUCGCUUACAAGCUGCCGACGGGCCGGGAGCAGGAGGUGAAGAGUUACCUUGACUACCGAGAAAAAGGUGGCUAUCAGGUCAUCACGGUGACCUUUCACCCCCGUCCACCACUGUCUCCCCCGCCCAGCCAAAUGCUGCUCUACAUCGGCUCUCAGGACAAUCCGGACUACCUCGGCCCCGCCCCUCUGGAGGAGAUAGCCAACCAGAUCGUCGACUCCACCGGUCCAAGCGGGCAAAACACGGAGUACCUUUUUCAGCUGGCUGACGCUGUGAGGACAAUUCUACCUGAGGACGCAGACACACACCUGUUUUCUCUAGAAACGUUAGUGAGGGAACGACUACACAGCGGGCAGAAACACUCACACACUCAAACAGGCUGAUAGUGAUCAGACAACUAUUAAAAGUAAUCAAUGAUUAAUAUCUGGCUGGAGUUGUAGAAUAAUCUCAGGGUUUAAGGUAAGAAUGGAGACAACAAGGAUGUUUGUUAGAUACAAAAAACAUGUUGUGUGUCCCGUGCAGAAAAACACAUAACAAAUAAUAUGUAUUGAAAGCUGCUUAAAAUACAUAAAGGUACUGUUAUUCAAACUACGUGUUGAAUGAUCACAAAAUAUGCUUUGGACAAACUCGUCAAUUCACUCUGUACAAUAUAGAACCGAGAAAAUGAAGAACGUUUUGAGAUAAUAAAUAUAUUCUGAGUGAAUAUGAAUCUACAUUCACGUGUGCGUUUGGUCUGUUGUGGGUCUUGUGCUGUGUGUGUUCUACUGGGUGAAAUAUUUGGGCCAAUAUAACAUUAACAGGUUUAUUUUGAACCCAGUGAAGUUUGAUUUAAGACUCUCAUGGAUAUAAUAAAACAUGAUGGAACCAACAUUUG